Messenger RNA from Penicillium riverlandense, 1152 nucleotides. RefSeq names its product ribokinase family protein. The coding region runs from base 1 to 1152 and encodes 383 amino acids. NCBI's taxonomy places the organism in Eukaryota, Fungi, Ascomycota, Eurotiomycetes, Eurotiales, Aspergillaceae. The record is from RefSeq and is a predicted model, not a curated record. The transcript is spliced from 3 exons.
AUGGCUGAAGCCAAGACCUCUCCCGACCAACAUACCCCAGUCGAAUUCUGCACUCUGGGAAUGUUCAUCCUCGAUGAUAUCGACUUCGGCGACUCCAGGCCCGGAGUGAAAAACAUCCUUGGCGGAGCCGCAUCGUUCGCUGUAGUGGGUGCCCGUUUAGUAGCAGGCCCUGCGCAUGCCCGGUCCGUGAGCUGGAUCGUGGACAUGGGUUCUGAUUUCCCACCAGAAGCCCUGGAAGCGAUCAAGUCAUGGAACACUGACUGUGUUUUCCGACAAGACCACAGCAGGCUGACUACCAGGGCAUGGAACGGGUAUCACCCCAGUGAGAAACGAGAUUUUAAGUAUCUCACCCCAAAGUUGAGGCUGGAGCCAUCAAUGCUCUCAGACACUCAAGUGUGGUCGCGGACCUUUCAUAUGGUCUGCUCUGCCUCCCGGUGCAUUUCAAUUGUACAAGAUAUUCUGCGCCGAAGAGAUGCGCUACACCAAGCGGGUCAAGCCCCAUCCACCACACACGCCUCGAACCGACCUAUCUUUGUCUGGGAGCCGGUGCCCGACCUCUGCACACCAGAGGAGCAGGAAAAGUUCUUCGAAGCCAACCGGGUAGUGGAUGUGGUUAGCCCUAAUCAUUUAGAGCUUGGGAUGAUGUUUGACCAGCCUGGUUGGACCGAAGAAAGUACCGAAUUGGUCCAAAAGAUUCUCGAUUCCGGCGUUGGACCGGACGGGAAGGGCUGUCUGGUUAUCAGAGCUGGAAAGGACGGGAGCUACGCCUACUCGAGAAACCAAAAGAUUUGGCUACCGGCAUAUCAUCAGCCCAACUCCUCGGGCACUACGGCUGUGCUCGACCCCACGGGUGCGGGCAAUUCGUUUCUAGGGGCAUUGGCUCAGGGAAUGGUGAGUGCGGGUCGUGCACCGUUCCAGGUCAUCGACUCCGUCUUGGAACAGUCGGAAAACUGGAGGAAGGAAGUGGAUGCCUGGGGACAGCAACGGGACUUGCUCCUGGCGCUCAUCUGCGCCACCGUCGCAGCAGGGUUCGUGGUGGAACAGAUUGGGGUGCCGCAGAUAUCCGGGGCAGGAAAUGGCAGGGAAUUGUGGAACCAGUCUGAAUUCACGGAACGACUCCGUCUGUACACGCAGCGAUUAUUUAGAACAUAG